CGUUUUAACAUUUUUUGUACCAACUACAUACAGGUGGUUUGAAUUGAAAUUAAUAAAACGGCUGUUUUCGGCUUGCCGUACGGCCGCUGUAGAGCAAAAUAAUGUGACAAAGGUAUUUCCAAUGUAGCUCCCGGUGUAGCUCUGUAUUUCCCGUAUUUUAAUGGUUGCGAUUGAUGAUGCAAUCUGUUGUCUUUUAGCUCGAACUCGAAUUGGAGAGCUAAAUUAAUAUAGUACAAGUUCAGUGCACAUCUUAGAGUAAGCCUAGUUAGGUCACAUAGUCCAUUCAAUGUAGUCAGUUUUCUGAACAAGUAGUUCGUGUUUCACAAGAGCAACUCUUGUUCAACAUUGCCGACGUUUGGUCGUACCAAGUUGAAAUCAUGACCUCCAAGAAGCGACUAUGUCUGGACGACUUUGAGAAAGACGCUGAAGGAUGCCUCGACCCUAUGCUGUGGAAUUUCUACAAGGGUGGGGCCGACGAGGAGGUCACUUUGCGGGACAGUCAUGCUGCUUAUUUGAGGUACCGUCUGAGGCCAAAGGUCCUACGUGACGUCUCCAGGAGGGACCUAUCAACAACCAUCUUGGGUCAUAAGGUCUCCUUCCCUUGCGGUAUCUCACCAACAGCCUUCCAUAAGGGAGCGCAUCCAGAUGGAGAGAUCGCUACUGCAAGAGCUGCCGCGUCCGCGGGUGUGUUCAUGUCCUUAAGCUGUGGAGCAAAUGUUCAGAUCGAGGACAUAGCUAAGGCAGCUCCCGGUGGUCUACGAAUGAUGCAAACCCUCAUCUACAAAAAUAAAAAUAUCACAGAACUGUUCUUGAGAAGGGCGGAGAAAGCGGGUUUUAACGCGUUGCUGGUGACCGUCGACUUCGCUACCUACGGUCAUCGCAGAAACGAAAAGGAUUUUGAUCUUUACGGAGUAGUGAGGACCAAUCCAGCUUACAAGAAAUUGAAAUGUGUUAACAUGGAAAUGAUAGGUAUUAAGGAAGAAGCUGAUCAGUUCAAGGCAGCGGGUGAUAAGCUUCUCUGGGACUAUAACGAUACCAGUGAUGAUUCAGCGACCUGGGACUAUAUCCGUAGACUCAAGAAGAUAUCAUCAAUCCCCAUUGUGGUCAAAGGCAUACUGACUGGAGAAAUGGCCCGGGAGGCUGUUGGGGCUGGUGUAGAUGGCAUCAUGGUAUCGGCCCACGGUGGACGACAGCUCGACACAGCCAUCGCGCCGUUGGAUGCCCUCCCCGAGGUUGUUGAGGCGGUCAAAGGUUCCAACGUUGAAGUCUAUGUCGACGGAGGAGUACGAACCGGUACAGACAUCAUCAAGGCUCUCGCCCUUGGUGCCCGGGCAGCGUUCAUUGGUCGACCCGUUAUCUAUGGACUAGCAUGCGGGGGUGAAGAAGGAGUGACAGAUGUCUUAGGCCUUCUGAAGAGUGAGUUUAGCAGAACCAUGGCAUUGACAGGAUGUGCAAGAAUAGAAGAUAUUGACAAAUCACUUGUGUCUCGCCAAUGGAUGUACUGUGACUCGAAGCUGUAAAUUGGGACCAUACUCAUUCUGAAUGUCGAAUUCUCCUUUAGUCCGAUGUAUUUCUCUUCCUUUCAAAUGCGGAACAGAACAAUAGUAUUUUAACUUCAGAAUACCCAUAGUGCCAUUGUCAGUUCGUGAGAUACCAAUGGAUAAAAACAGAAGAAAAAUACAUAAAAUAUAUUAAGAAAUAAUGAUAUAUGAUAUAAACAUUAAGAAAUUGAUAAUAAACUACUAAUCAUUCAAUCAUAUUCACGAAAGAAAAUGAAUCAUUGUUGCAAAUAAAUAAAUAAUUCAUAACCUUCAUUUAUUCCGAGUAAAUAAACAACAACAAAGUAAUAAAAUAUAACGGUGAAAUAUACAGUGAGUUUAUAUUAUAUAUUUGUAUUCUGUCUCUGAGUAAUGGAAGAAGGCAUUAUUCAUAAUAUAAACAAUAGAAAAUGCACUUUCUUGAAUCAUACAUGUGUCUAUAAAUUCUAAGUGCUUCUCAUUUAUAAAAACUUGGAAUUGUAUCAUUUUAGUAAACGACAAUCAUUCUUCUUUUAUGUAUCGAUUGGAAACGAAAAUAUUCUUUUUGAGUAUGCUAAACAUUCAUUUCAAUAAUCCAUAUAUAUAUCAUCUGACUUAUGCGAUUGUAAAAAUUAUAUAUCUAUUGUAAAUUAAAACAAGAUUAUUAAAGACUAGGUCCAUUGCUUGAAUAGCAUUGGGUAAAUAACUUUAUGCACAAGUUUUAUGGUGUCAUUGUCAGGAUAGUAACUUCCAUUUUGUACCAUUGUUAUGAAUGCUGAAAUUCCAGGAAAUAAUGUGGUGUAGCAAAUGUUGAUAUAAAAAUGUCAUGUUACACCAUUCUCUCAUUUUGAUUUUUUUUUAAGUGGAAAUAUAAAUAAUAAUUUGCAUUAAAUCUCCAUAUAAUUCCA
Lytechinus pictus (painted urchin) is the source of this 2425-nucleotide messenger RNA. Its product is annotated as 2-Hydroxyacid oxidase 1-like. Gene Ontology annotation, molecular function: oxidoreductase activity; FMN binding. The transcript is spliced from 9 exons. The coding region runs from base 378 to 1520 and encodes 380 amino acids. Lineage: Eukaryota; Metazoa; Echinodermata; Echinoidea; Temnopleuroida; Toxopneustidae. The record is from RefSeq and is a predicted model, not a curated record.